AUUUAUCUGGGUAACCAUGGCUAUAAGUCCCUAGUAAGACAUCAUAUUUCUCCUGCUAUCUACGCACGAUACGUUCGUUUUCUCCCAGUUACUUGGAACAGUAAAAUAGGAAUAAGAGUAGAACUCUAUGGAUGUCGUGAAGAACGAACUUGCAGCUUUCCAGUAGGACUAGAAGAUGGUCGAGUCAAUCGAGAUGCUAUCACUGCAUCGUCAGUUAAAAACACCAAAUGCACGACAAACCACGCCAGAUUAAAUUCUGAGGGAGCCUGGUGUCCAAAUAAGAAAGCCAAUCAAUGGCUACAGAUUCAUCUCCCACGUAAGACGAUGAUCAUGAAGAUCGCUACACAGGGAAAUCAGGAUGCUGACCAGUGGAUAACGAGUUACCGUUUAUCGUACGGCUUGGACGGGAAGCACUGGAAUUUACAUAGACACCAAGAAGGAAAAAUACGGGUAUUCUCAGGGAACGCUGACCGCAACUCCAUCGUCAUUCACAAGUUGUUCAAUCCUUUCCAAGCUCGUUACGUGAGGUUUCUGCCCAAAACCUGGCACGGUUCUGCGGCCAUGAGAGUCGAGGUGUAUGGAUGCCACGAUACCUAUUUCUGCAGGAAUCCCCUUGGUUUAGAGGAUGGACGAAUACGUGAUGGCGUACUAGACUCAUCGACACAUCUUGAUGUUAAACAUGGGCCAACAUUCAGUCGUCUGUUCUCAAAAAAACAACUACCCUGGUGUACCGCUGCAAACAAUACUGAACAAUGGCUACAGAUUGAUCUACGUAUUACUAAGACAGUGACAAAGAUUGCCCUACGGGGGAGUGGGUCAGGAUGGGUAAAGAGCUAUGCCUUGUCGUACAGUGUAUCCGAGUCUCACUGGGUGAAGUACCAAAGAGAUGGUCGAGUGAAGACAUUCCUUGGUAACUAUGAUGCAAAUUCAGUGGUUUAUCAAGAGAUCAACCCCGCCAUUCACGCUCGCUUCGUUCGUAUCCAGCCCUGCUCGUGGCGCGGCCGUAUUUGUUUGAGGACUGAGCUUUAUGGGUGUCUUGUUGAGGAAAUAGGCGAAUGA
This is a messenger RNA of Actinia tenebrosa (Australian red waratah sea anemone), 1059 nucleotides long. RefSeq names its product retinoschisin-like. The record is from RefSeq and is a predicted model, not a curated record. Lineage: Eukaryota; Metazoa; Cnidaria; Anthozoa; Actiniaria; Actiniidae.